AUGUGCCCAGCAGUUAGCGAUCCAUUCGUUUUCCAAAAUCUUCGAUCGUUGUCUCCAGACACAGUUAACGUCGAAGAUUUCGUGGACAAAGGCAACAUGUUGGACGAUACCGAGGGAUUCAAAAAGGCAUGGAUUGAAGUUUGUAAUUCUACUUCAAAGAAUGUGUUAUUGAUCCCCAAGCAUAAGACAUAUCAUAUUAAGAGAAUUAACUUUACAGGUCCCUGUAAUUCUCUUGUUGUGAAGAUGGAAGGGAGAAUCAAAGCUUCAAAUAAUUUCUCAGACUAUGAGAAGGACAGGAAACAUUGGAUUAUUUUUAAAGGAAUUGAUAAUUUGAAGGUCAAAGGUAAAGGAACAUUCGACGGAAAUGGAGAAAAAUGGUGGCAAAAUUCAUGCAAAGUCAACCAUUCACUUCCUUGUGUGAAAGCUCCAACAGCAGUGACAUUCAAAAAAUGCAAUAACCUGAUUGUAGAAGGGGUGAGGUUUGAGAAUUCACAACAAAUGCAUGUAACAUUCCAACAAUGUGUUAAUGUAAGAGCCAAAAAAUUGAGGAUCUUUGCCCCCAAAACCAGUCCCAAUACCGACGGAAUUCACAUUACUGGCACCAAAAAUAUUUGGAUCGAUAAACCUUACAUUAGAACAGGAAAAGGUGAUGACUGCAUUUCAAUAGUAAAUGGAUCAACAAAUGUCAAAGCCACAAAUGUCAGAUGUGGACCAGGACAUGGCAUCAGCAUUGGAAGCUUAGGAAAGAAUAACUCAGAAGCACAAGUCUCAAAUGUGCUAGUAAGAGGUGCUAAGCUAAAAGGAACAACAAAUGGAGUUAGAAUCAAAACUUGGCAGGGAGGAAAAGGGUAUGUUAAAGACAUAGUCUUUAAGAAUAUUAUCAUGCACAAUGUCAGCAAUCCCAUAAUAAUCGACCAAAACUACUGCGAUCAAGACGAUCCCUGCCCAGAACAGGUAAAAAACCACCCUUAUAAUUCUGAAUAUCAAUCAUAACCUCAACUCAAGAGACUAAAAAAAUGGUUGAAAUUGCAGACAUCAGCAGUUGAAGUGGAGAAUAUAGUGUAUAAAAGCAUAAAGGGUACAAGUAAAACUGAAAAUGUCAUUACCUUUAACUGCAGCAGUACCCAUCAUUGCAAAGGCAUCCACUUACAAGAUAUUAAACUAACUCUUGAAUCAUCCAUUGAAGGAAAACCUCUAUCUUCAUGCAAUAAUGUUGAUUUAACUUACAAAGGCACUGUCUCCCCAAAAUGUAAUUAAAUCUCUCAAUAAAAUUGUAACUUCAAUUCACAUAA
Messenger RNA from Impatiens glandulifera, 1292 nucleotides. RefSeq names its product polygalacturonase-like. Gene Ontology annotation, molecular function: polygalacturonase activity. Gene Ontology annotation, biological process: pectin catabolic process; fruit dehiscence; anther dehiscence. The record is from RefSeq and is a predicted model, not a curated record. Bases 1 to 993 code for a protein of 330 amino acids. The transcript is spliced from 8 exons. NCBI's taxonomy places the organism in Eukaryota, Viridiplantae, Streptophyta, Magnoliopsida, Ericales, Balsaminaceae.